Molecule: messenger RNA, 981 nt
Organism: Fusarium proliferatum ET1
Lineage: Eukaryota; Fungi; Ascomycota; Sordariomycetes; Hypocreales; Nectriaceae
Exons: 3
Coding region: 1-981 (326 amino acids)
Biological process (GO): nitrite transport; transmembrane transport
Cellular component (GO): membrane
Molecular function (GO): high-affinity secondary active nitrite transmembrane transporter activity
Source: RefSeq, a predicted model, not a curated record
AUGAGCAACCCACUAGUGGUUAGCAUCUCCAACCUGGCGGCCUACACGCCCCAAGAAACAAUCGAGCUUGUUUCCCGCUCUGGCGUCAAGAGAGGUAACAUGCGUCCUGACAAGGUCUUCCUCUCCGCCGUCUCCGCGGGAUGUCUCCUUGGCUUUGGCUGUGGCGUCUCGCUAUGUGCCAUGACAGCACCCUGGUAUUCUGAGAACGCGCCCGGCCUGGUAAAGCUCUUUGGCGCUGGUGUUUUCCCUCUGGGUCUAGUGCUUGUUGUGCUUACGGGCGCGGAUUUGUUCACUGCUACUACUAUGUUUACUUUGACUGCUGUUCUGCAAGGUCGGCUUCCGAUACGAAAGAUGCUGCUGCAUUGGUUCCUUUGCUUUUUCGGCAAUCUUGCAGGAUCGCUAUUUGUCAUGUCUAUCAUUAUGGGAUAUGGCGGUGUCUUUGAUGCGUCCCCGUAUAAAGAAGUUGCCAUGUCGUUCGCCAGCAAGAAACAAAUAUCGCCUCAAGUUCACCAGGUCUUCCUGAAAGCCAUCGGGUGCAACUGGCUCGUAUGCCUCGCCGUCUUCCUCGGCAUCCAAGCCAAGGAUCUCGCCUCAAAGGUCAUCGGUAUGUGGUGGCCCAUCUUCGCCUUUGUCGUCCUCGGCCUCGAGCACGUUGUCGCCAACAUGUUUUACAUGUCUCUUGCCAUUUGGCUCAAGACACCUGAUCUUACCGUCGGUCUGUACAUUUGGAAAGGCAUGAUCCCAGCUACGAUUGGCAACAUUAUUGGCGGUAGCAUGUUUGUCGGCGUGUAUUACUGGUACAUGUACCUGUUUGACGAGGAUCCUGUCAAGGUUGAUGGUGUUGAGUACCAGGGCCCCCACGUGGACUCUCACAUGCACAUGCAUUUCCUUGCCAACAGGAAUAAGAGUACCGUCACCGACGAGGAGAGUAGAAUCGAGUCAGUGCCUGUUUCAGUGCCGGCCAGCGUUCUUGCGAAGUAG